AUACUCUUCUUGCUUUGUUAUUGCUGGACAUAUUAUUACUUCCAGUGUGUCUCAGGAAACCUCUAUAUACCCCCACAUUAAUAUGAUGGCAUACAGUAUAAAAGAGUGCAGAGUUGCUCUGCACCAGCUCUCAGAUGCUGCAGUCAGGAGUGGCUGGUGCCCUGAGCAGAGCCUCAUUCAAGCAGCAACUGACGUGUGCAAACUCGAGCCUGAAGCAAUGGAGGGCAGCAGUUCAUCCAUCAUAACAGUUUACAUCAAAGAGGAGCCUGAAGAUGAGGGAGAGGACAUAACUGUGAAGGAUGAACAACUUUGCAGUGAAGAAUAUGAGGAUGCCAUGCCGUGCGGUGCCCUGGCCACCAUUGGUCAGGAUGUGAUGCCAGUUUUUCCUGAAAACAAGGAAGAAAAGAUGUCUGCCACUCAGGAAAAUAUUUCUCCAGUGCCCAAUGGAGCAGCUUUUGUCCAGGAAGUUCUUUCUGAUCAGCCUGUGUCUGAGUUCAAGUCAUCCAACUUGGCCAACAAUGACCAUGCAAGACUAGCAAAGAAAUUGCCAAAGGUUCCAUCAUCCACUGAUUCAUUACAUACAGAUGUUCCUUUUAAUUCCAACCAAAUCACCAAACGAGAUUUCCGAACUGUAUUAAACUGCAAGUUAUGCAACUAUGUUACAAAUAGAAAAAAUAAUCUCAAUAAGCAUUUGUUUUGUAAGCAUGGUUUGGGGGGAGGAUUCCAAUGCGAGUUGUGCGACUAUGUCGCUGUCAGUAAAUAUUGUCUUAAAGUUCAUCAAUUUACUAAACAUGGUUUGGGGAAAGGAUUGAAAUGCAAGUUGUGUGAUUACGUAGCUGGCAGAAAACGUUAUCUUGAAACGCAUAUGUUCUCUAAACAUAGUAUAGGAAACAGUGUAAAAUGUGACCUAUGUGACUAUGUUGCAGCUAAAAAAGAUACCCUUCAACGUCACCUGUUUUCGCAACAUGGUUUGGGGAAGGGAAUGAAAUGUAAAUUGUGUGAUUAUGCCACUUGUCAAAGAGCUCUCCUUAAUAAGCACCAUUUUACUAAACAUGGUUUGGGUGUGGGAAUCAAUUGUAAGUUGUGUGAUUAUGUUACUAUUAGAAAACAUCUUCUCAGUAUGCAUCUUUUUUCAAAGCAUGGUAUUGGGGAAGGCUUGAAAUGCAAGUUGUGUGAUUAUUCUACUCUUCAGAAGUGUUCUUUGAAACAGCACUUGAUUUCUAAACAUGGUGUUGGAAAAGGAUUCCAAUGCAAGUUGUGUGAUUAUAGCAACUGUAGAAAACGUGCUCUUGAUAUACACAUGAUUUCUAAACAUGGUUUAGGGAACGGAUACCAGUGCAAGUUGUGUGAUUAUAGCAACUGUAGAAAAUUUGAUCUUGAUGUACACUUGUUUUCUAAACAUGGUUUAGGGAAAGGAUUAAAAUGUAACUUGUGUGAUUAUAGCAACUGUAGAAAAUAUUCUCUUGAUAUGCAUAUGUUUUCUAAACAUGGUUUAGGGAAAGGCUUCCCAUGUGAGUUCUGUGAUUAUGUCACUGGUAAUAAAUGGUCUCUCAAAAAGCACCUGGAAUCUAAACAUGUUUUGGCUUAGAAAAGAUCUCUUAGUAAAAGUUGUGCUACUACAUCUGCUAACAAUACGGUCUAACCUUGGUUGAAGGGGUUUGAGGAAAUUAAAUUUAUGUGUAUUGGUUGCAGUUGGUAAAUAUCAGAAAGAAUAUGUACAGAUUAAUAAUAAUUAUUUAGUGAAAUGAUUCCAUACUGAGUUUAGUCAAAUUUGAAUAAGACUCCCUAACCAUACACCUUCCAUGUCACGAUAUGAAGGUCUUGUUGCUUAGUAAUCUGGUCUGUAUUCUCAUAUGGGGCUAUAUUUUUCACUUAACACCACCGUAUUUAGACUGGAUAAAUGUUGUGAGCUUUGCAAAUAAACUUUAUUUCUAGUACAGUUAGUGAUUUUGUAUUUUGUUUGAAUGCAUUAAUGUGGGUUUGUCCAGAAGGCCUGUCCAGUAAUAAACGUGUUGGUUGAGACUAUAUAAUUGCUUCAAUUUAAUAGAAUUAAAAAUAACAUUCACCAGCUUGUGUGUAGAUGAGGUUUGUGAAAAUGCUUUCUAAAUGCGAAUUUUGUGCAUUAUGUGUGAAUUAUAAUAUAUAUGCCCAAAAUUCCUGGAUUCAGAAAUCAUCUA
Hyalella azteca is the source of this 2177-nucleotide messenger RNA. Its product is annotated as zinc finger protein ZFAT-like. The transcript has 3 exons. The record is from RefSeq and is a predicted model, not a curated record. Gene Ontology annotation, cellular component: nucleus. Lineage: Eukaryota; Metazoa; Arthropoda; Malacostraca; Amphipoda; Hyalellidae. Gene Ontology annotation, molecular function: RNA polymerase II transcription regulatory region sequence-specific DNA binding; DNA-binding transcription factor activity, RNA polymerase II-specific. Bases 83 to 1588 code for a protein of 501 amino acids. Gene Ontology annotation, biological process: regulation of transcription by RNA polymerase II.